Messenger RNA from Paramecium pentaurelia, 385 nucleotides. The record is from the annotation of a GenBank genome assembly. Lineage: Eukaryota; Ciliophora; Oligohymenophorea; Peniculida; Parameciidae.
AAUGAAUUAAUUCCCUCAUUCUUAUUCACCGAUCCUCAAAUAAAAGCAUAGAUCGAUUGUUCAACAACUCAGAUUGAAAUCAGUUACUGUGGAUGCCAGAAGAACGUUUGUGCUCUCCCAACCUCAUUCAAGAAAAUAAAUUCUCUCUCCUCUCACUAAGAAGAAAUCUGAACAAUUAAAUUUCUGUAUCAACGGGAAAGGUUAAAUAGAGUCCUCUUAACCGUAGAAGAUACUGAGAAGGAGAAACAACAAUUCUGAAUAUUAGGCUGCUAUAACUUGCUAUGCUGCUAAUCCAUUUACUUAUAGGAAUAAGAUAAAUGAAGCAGGAGUUGAGUCUAUGUUUUGUAUAAGAAAAUACGAGCUCUUGAGGAAAUAGAUAAAGUGA